Molecule: messenger RNA, 183 nt
Organism: Plenodomus lingam JN3
Lineage: Eukaryota; Fungi; Ascomycota; Dothideomycetes; Pleosporales; Leptosphaeriaceae
Source: RefSeq, a predicted model, not a curated record
AUGCUGGCCCUCCCUCGUCGUCAGUCUCCCAGCGCCCGCCGUUUCGCCUGGUUCUCGCCUGGUUCUCGCGUCGAGCAAAGUGAGUCAAACGGGAACGAGUGGUCGAGUGGUGAGUGGGUGAGGAAGACGCGAGUCGUGAACCUGGACCGCACGAGCGCCGUCUCAUCUCAGCUGCUUGGUUAG